UCAGUGUGACGUGUUUCCGGUGUCCUGUCAAAGUUGCGGGCUCCGUGUCAGUGGACUGGACAGACUCACCGACCAAAAGCCUACAACAGACCGAGGACCAACAACUUCACCCAGGCAGUCAACAGACAUGUCUUUUAUAUUUGACUGGAUCUACAGGGGCUUCAGCAGCGUCUUACAACUAUUAGGGUUGUACAGGAAGAGUGGCAAGCUGGUGUUCCUCGGACUAGACAACGCUGGAAAAACAACGCUCCUGCACAUGCUCCGAGAUGACCGACUAGGGCAGCACGUGCCCACGCUACAUCCAACAUCUGAGGAGUUGACCAUCGCCGGAAUGACCUUUACGACGUUUGACCUUGGAGGUCACACACAAGCAAGAAGGAUCUGGAAGAACUACCUCCCGGCCAUAAAUGGUAUUGUCUACAUGGUGGAUUGCGCUGAUCAUGAGCGACUAGUAGAGGCUAAGAUUGAGCUUGAUGCCCUGUUAACAGAUGAAACCAUCUACAACGUACCGGUUCUCAUUCUGGGGAAUAAGAUAGACCGUCCAGAGGCCGUCAGUGAAGACGGACUGAGGGGCAUGUUUGGUCUUCAUGGACACACGACUGGGAAGGGCAAAGUGUCCCUGAAGGAGCUGAAUCUGAGGCCAAUGGAGGUUUUCAUGUGCAGCGUUCUGAAGAGACAAGGAUAUGGAGAGGGUUUCCGCUGGCUCUCUCAGUAUAUCGACUGAUUCACAUUCAGAUUUACCACGCUGCCUGUGCGUACAAAAACAUGUUCCACACCAAACUACCUGCCACAGAGAGAUAUGAUAGACUGUAUUUAUAAUUUUUGACUGUGCCAGUAGGAUAUUUGUUUCAGGUCGUGUUUUUAAUGUCUAUUUGUCUUAUCAAUCAUAGCACAGCAAGUCUAAGACGAGUUAAAAAUGCUGUGGGUUUCACCUUCACUUAAAGCCUGUAGGAAAUGUAGUCUGCAGUAUAGGACAUGUCCUCGCCAUGAACCAGCUUCUAACCCGGGUUUAUUUUUAAGUGCUGGUGUUGACCUACAGUGAAGGUCAUUCAGGAUAACAUUCUGGGGCUUGGACUUACUCUUCCUUGAUUGAGAAUUAAAAAAAAACCUGUGUGGUAACAUAGAUGAUUAGCAGAGAUAAAACAUUACAUAUUCAUUUUGAUUCAGUUUCAACCAAAUGGGAAUCUUGAAAUACAAUACAGUUUUCCCAGAACAGAAAAAGUUAUCAUGGAAAGUUCUGCAGUGAUUCGGUGCAAUAUUUGUUAAUGAGAAAAGUGCCAAUACCGUAGCCUGCUACCUCCAAAGCUGAAAUUUGAUGCUGAUUGCAUGUUUUUUUUUAAUUCAAUGAAGAUGUUUACCACUACAGGCCAAUUUUACAAAUGUGACCAUAAGUGCAUUAACUGACUUUUUGCUGUGAGGAGCUUCAUUAAACAGAUGCAAUAAUUGCAGAAUGUGUUUACUGCAUGAGCGCAGCCAGAUGAUGAAACACACUCCUACUUGUCAUCCUACCUGUUUUCACGACGGUUACUUGCUGUGACGCAACUCGGGUACUUUGUGAUUAGUUGCUGCUCAUGACCUGCAGUGAUAUUAUGAGAGUACUUGGGUAGUGUUAAAAAUACGGCACGCAAAAUGCUAUGCAUGAAUAUCCAGUUGGUGCAAUACUAUACAUUAUUUUGUAUAUAAGCUGUUAUUUAUAUUUUGCAAUAUGAUGGGCUUUCCGUAUUAUUAUUAAGCACUGAACUCUAAAGUUAUACAUCUGUUACAAAAGGCAGGUUAUAUUGUUUUUGAACACUUGCGAAGUUUGAGCAAAAUAAAUAUUUUUGACGAGUUUAAA
Messenger RNA from Hippoglossus stenolepis (Pacific halibut), 1834 nucleotides. RefSeq names its product secretion associated, Ras related GTPase 1Ab (gene sar1ab). Gene Ontology annotation, molecular function: GTP binding; GTPase activity. Gene Ontology annotation, biological process: vesicle organization; endoplasmic reticulum to Golgi vesicle-mediated transport; intracellular protein transport. The coding region runs from base 128 to 724 and encodes 198 amino acids. The record is from RefSeq and is a predicted model, not a curated record. The transcript has 7 exons. Lineage: Eukaryota; Metazoa; Chordata; Actinopteri; Pleuronectiformes; Pleuronectidae. Gene Ontology annotation, cellular component: endoplasmic reticulum exit site; COPII vesicle coat.